UGGGCAUCGAUGUCCCCCCAUCUCUACAAGAGUCGACGAUAAAAACAAAAAAAGCCCGUGUAAAAGUGUCCGAAACCGUGCGUAGCGUCAAACAAAUCGUAACUCGGGCAGCAAACUCAAGCGCAGCACUAUUAAGGGUCGCGUGUGCAGAUGCGAUUAAAUUGUCGGUAAUCGCAAAAUCAGCAAAAAAAGGAUUUUUUAAAAAACGUUCGCCCUUAACGCAUUUCGUUUCGUUCACACACACCAGCACCGAUGACAUCGAUGUUUCCCACCUCUAGCGUCGUUCCGUUCCUUGCAAUUUGCGAAAAAGUGUCGAAAAAUUGAGGAAAAAUAUGCUUUCUCCGAGUGCCAACUUUUGAGGGUAUAGAACUGAUCGAUAUAGCAGUGACUUGUCCGCAUAGCCGGCGUUUUUUCCAUUGGCCGCAACAGGAAAACUGCUCGUUUUCUUUUCUCCCGUGUACGUGUGUGUGCGUGCCGUUUGUCGUGUGCCCCUGUCCGUGUGCGUGUGUGUGAGUGUGCUGGUGUGAGAGCGCGUGUGUGUGUAUGUGAAGAAAACGCCGCACACUGCGAAAAUUUUCCUUUCCCCAACGGUCUAAUAUAACCGCUAAAAUUGUGGAAAAACAGGAGAAAACCCCUAAGCGGAAGAAGAAGACUGCAGCCAGUAAAAUGUCUGCAGUUUAUUCGCCGCAACCGCCGCAGCAGCAGCCGCAACAGCAGCAACUGCAGCAGCAGCAGCAGUUGCAGCAGCCUCCCCCGCCACAGCAACAACAACAGCAGCAGCAGCAGCAACAACAGCCGCCCCCUAAUUCCGCCCCCAAUCAACAGCCGCCAGGAUCUGGAGUUGGUCCUGGCGGAGGGGGAGGAGGAGGAGGAGGCGGCGUAGGUGUAGGCGGCAUUCUGCCCAUGGGAAUGCAACAACAGCAGCAACAGCAACAACAACGACCACCCAUGGGCGUACCAGGAUCACCGGGGAGCAUCAUCUCGGGCGGCGGCGGAGGAGGCGGAAUCGGUGGCGGGCUAAUGGUCACCCCACCAUCCACACCACGCGGUGGCCAAUCUAAUCUUCAAGGAGGCGGCGGCGGAGGAGGAGGCGUUCCGCCGCAAGUCAACUCCGCGCAGAUACAAAAGAUGCUCGACGAGAAUUGCGGGCUCAUCCAAACGAUCCAGGACUUCCAGAGCAUGGGCAAGGCGCAGGAGUGCAUGUCCUACCAUGUCGCCCUGCAUCGCAAUCUGGUCUACCUCGCCCAACUGGCCGAUCCCGCCAUGAACAUCUCACAAAUACUGCCGCCGCCGCACAUCCUCCAAACGCAGGCGAUGCAGCAGGGCGGCCAGCAGACGCCGCAAACUGGACCGCACGGGAUGCUGGGCGGUCCGCCCCAGCAGCAGCAGGUGGGCCAGGGUCCGGUGCCGGGUCAACCGGGCCAGGGUCCGCCCCAGAUGGGCAUGCAGCAGCACGUCGGCGGCGAUCCCCAGGGACCGCCUGUCCAAAUGCCGCCCUACGGCGCCCAGCAGCAACAGCAGCCGCAGCCACAUCCCGGCCUUGGGCCGCCGGGCGCCCAACAGCAAUCUCAGCAGCAGCAGCAACAACAACAACAACAACAACAGCAGGCGGCAGCGGCUGCAGCAGCGGCGGCAGCGGCCGUGGCCGCCGGCCAACAACAACAACAAGGUGGACCGCAGGUCAGCCAAGCGGGUCCGCAGUCCCAGCAGCAACAGCAGCAGCAUCCCGUCUACCGCAACGCCCAGGGCCAGGGUCAACCGGGUCCUGGCCAGGGACCUGGUCAAAAUCAGGGACCGGGUCAGUCCGUCAUCAAUCCGAACGCAGCGCCCAAUCAACAGCGUCCCAACAAUGGACCCCUGCCCGGACCCCAGAACCCGCAGCAGCCGCAGCCCGGGGGCCAACAGCCGCCCAACCAGCAGCAGCAGGGCGGUCCCGGCGGCCCGGGCCCACAGCCGGGUGCCGGAGGACCCGGUGUCCCGCCGCCACAGAGCCCGUACCGUGUCAGCUACCAGCAGCAGCAGCAGCAGCAUGGCCACUAUCCGGGCUAUCCGCCACAGCCGCAGACGCAGUACCAGCCGCAGGGCGCCUAUCCCUACGGCCCGCCCACUCAGGGCUAUGGUCCACCGCCUCCAGGGCCCCCGAAUGCAGCCCAGGGUGGCUACCAUCACGGUCCAGCUGGAGCGGCGGCCGGAGCCAGCGGUCAUGGCUACCAGCCAAAUGCCGGAGCCGGUCAGGGACCGCCGCCCGGUGCCUAUCCACCGCCACCGGGUAGCCAGCAGGUUCCCCCUGUGCCGGGACAACAGCAGCCGCCGCCGGGACCACCGCCACCGGGUCAGAUGUACGGUCCACCGCCCACUGGCGGCCAGCAACCGCCGCCGGGUCCGCCGCAGAGUCAGUACGGGCCGCCGCCGCCACAGAACUCCGCCGGAGGACCGCCCCCCAUGGGCUAUGCGGGCUAUCCGCCCAAUCCCGGCCAGUAUGGUCAGGCGGGAGCGGGCGGAGGACCGCCGCCCGGUGGCUAUGGCCCACCGCCGCCGCCCACGAGCAGCGGCCAGAGUCCCUACCAGGCCUAUCAGCAGCAGCAGCAGCAGGCGGCCGGAGGCGGAGGAGCGGGUGCACCACCGGGCAGCAGCUACCCGGGUGGACCGCCCACCAGCGGAGCAGCUCCACCACCGCCGCCGGGCGGAGCCUACAGCACCACGGCGCCCAGCCAGACGCCACCGCCACAAGGAGGCGUGGGCGGAGCAGGCGCUGGCAACACCAAUCCCAAUGGACCCAACGCACAGCAGCAGCAAUCGACGCCGCCGCCCCAGGGAGGAGCUGGUGGUGGAGCAGGGCCCAGCGGACCCGGCGGAGCUGGCCAGCAGUAUGCCACCGGACCGCAGCAGCAGCAGCAACAGCCACCUGGCGUGGUGGUUUCCGGAGUGGCUCCACUGCCCACGCAAGUCCAGCCCACAUACUCGACUCCGGGCAACUACAAUCAGCAGCCCGGUGCUCCGCCGCCGCCCAAUCAGCAGCAGCAGCAGCAACAACAGCAGCAGCAGCAACAGGCACCGCCGUCCGCUGGAGGAUCCGCUGGCGUGGGAGGAGGAGCACCCAAUGCCCAGGGCAGCCAGCAACCGCCUCCGAAUGGAGCCACGCCGCCGAUGCCGCCGAAUCAAUACCAACCGGCGCCGGGGGCACCACAAGGUCCGUACGGAGGACCGCCACCACCACAAGCCUACGGGCCGCCGCCGCCGGGUAGCGCCUAUCCCGGCCACGCCUACCAUCAACCGCCCCAGGCCGGCGGCUAUGCACAAUAUCCGCCCACGCAGGGCUAUCAGGGCUACCGGCCCGCCGGGGCACAGAUGCCGCCGCCGGGAGCACCGCAAGGGCCACCACCCACCGGCGCAUACGGUUACUACGGCCAACAGCCGCCUCAAUGAGGAAGGGACAGCCUAUUGCCGCCGCUGCCGCCUGGCUGUCUCCACAACAAGUAGUUCUCAGGCCGAAGCUGGACCGGAUUCACAGGCUUGCCAUUGACAACAAGGAUAUCCAGUUGGAGGAGGAUGUGCAGCGGGGUAAUAGCAUAACUAGACGACGACGACGAAGAGGAUGAGGAGGAGGAGCGGGCAAUGGAUGGACGAAAAAGAUUGAGAUAUACUAGGCAUAUGACUAAGAAUUGUAUCAGAGCAUAGAGCAGGAGGAGGACUACGAUUAGAGCUAAGUGUACGAACCGGAAAAGCUGAAGUAGGAGUAGGUUUACGAAUAGGAGAAAGAGAGGAGCAUAAGCUUAAGCAUAAGACUUAAAGUAGAAGAAAGAACGGCACAAAACGAUUAGACGAAGAUUUGAGGAUACAAAAUUCGGGGUUCCCAAAUAGAAGCCACAACCAUUUCCUCGAAUUUUGGUUAAGCUCACAACUUAAUACAAAACUGGAAUAGGUAGUAGAAGCAUACAAGAAAUCGAACCGAAACCGUAGAUUGUAAAACAAGAAGAGCACGAAGUGUGUAGUGCGUCUUGAGAAAAGCGAUUUAGGAUUAAGUAAGCAGAGUCAGUGCGCAAGCGAACAAGAAACCGUGUCCUAGGCCCAAAAACCAGACAAAUUAGGUGGGUCGAUUUCUAGGGAAGACAGAACAAAAAAAAAAUGUUCGGGUUCGGUCAUGAAAGUCUCAGUUUCCAUGUAUUGUAAAGCGCUUUAAGCGAAUCCGAAACAAAACUUAAGGAAACCCCAAAUUGUAGACAGUUUUUAUAAUUUUUUUAACUUUUUAUUCCGUCAUAUGAUAUAUAUUUAUAAUCAGACCACGGCACUUUUAGAUUUGUAAUUGGCUGUGUAGUCUCUUUAUCUUAAAUACCUUAAGGGUUUUCCUAGAAUUACCCAUGUUUCUAUUACUUAUAAUGGUCCAUUUUUUUUUGCAACUUUUACUUAUCCAUAGCAAUCGACCCAUCCAAGUUUAUAUAAUUAGUUCUCUCUCUUAAGUAGGUUCCGCUCCUCUUUAAAAAACGAUAAUUCUAAACGAUUUAUACAUAUAUAUAUAGUUAUACUUAAGUGUAUGGAACAGGACGAUGAAGCAGCAAAAUAGUGCAUGUUUAAGCAUAAAUAAUCCCCUAACUAUUUAAAGUAUUUUUUUUUUUUUGUGUUCUUGUAGAUGUCUGUUUUUGAAGUUCAUGCAUUUUUUGUGUAGCAAUUUUACAUUUUAAUUAUCCUCGGUCCCCGUUUUCUUCCAAUAGUUUUUUUGAAGUGAAAUAUUGUAAUUUGUAAAAUCCACAUAUAUUUAUACGAUAAGCUUAAAUUUACUAUUUAAAGUAAAGCUAAAAACUAUAAAUAGCAAGCGAAAAUCAUGAAUAAACCUAACAUUUAAAAUAAUUCAAGAAGCACAAAAUAAUAUUCUAUGAAGAAAAGCUUGGGAAAUGUUGGAAAUCAUUGGAAAUUUGACCAAGAGGAUAACGAGCAGAGUACAGUGAGCACUCUCUAUACACAUAAAAAGCAAUGUCAAUAAUUCUAAAAAAUCCUUGAAUAAUUAUAAUUAUUUCGGAACUAUUUGACAUGAAAACUGAAAAACUUAUUAGUAGGCACUGUUAAUAAUUAUUAAAAUUCUUUGCUUGCGCUGUAGAGUUCCAAAUUGAUAUCUAAAUUAUUUAUUAAAUAAAGAAAUUAUUUAAGGUUAGCUAAAAUGUAACCCUAAGAGAAGGAAAUUAUUUUGGAAACCGUUUUUGGGAGCUUCCUAGCAAUGUAAAAUUUAAAUAUAUAUUUCCUCAAGUUCCACUAGGCAUACGAUCUUUCUCGCUCUAAAUGAGAGCUUGGCUAUUUCUGCGCUGCUCUAAUCCGAUCUGAUAUAAUCUGAUUCGAUAUACCGUACCGAUUACUUCAUGAUCCACAUCGAGAAAACAUUUAGAUAUAUGUAUAUCAAAUAGCAUUUAGAAAUUUCUAUUUUCGAAAUGCAAAAUAAAAAAUAAAAAACAUUGAAAAAGUUAUAAAAUCAAAUAA
Molecule: messenger RNA, 5466 nt
Organism: Drosophila gunungcola (fruit fly)
Lineage: Eukaryota; Metazoa; Arthropoda; Insecta; Diptera; Drosophilidae
Product: basic proline-rich protein
Exons: 3
Coding region: 667-3426 (919 amino acids)
Source: RefSeq, a predicted model, not a curated record